Messenger RNA from Panicum virgatum (switchgrass), 773 nucleotides. RefSeq lists its product as uncharacterized. Bases 82 to 585 code for a protein of 167 amino acids. The record is from RefSeq and is a predicted model, not a curated record. The transcript is spliced from 2 exons. NCBI's taxonomy places the organism in Eukaryota, Viridiplantae, Streptophyta, Magnoliopsida, Poales, Poaceae. Gene Ontology annotation, biological process: defense response.
GUUCAGCACACAUGCAACCAUAUCUUCGUGGCAACUAACUUGUAAGUAAAAAUUUGCACCGACUGAUCACUAGCUAACACGAUGGUCGCCGGCAGCAUCACCGAGGAGGUUGCCAUGGCCGCGCCGGCCGAGCUGGUGUGGAAGGCGAUCUUCGAGACCUGCGACGAGUCCUCCCUGCGCAACCUGCUGUCCGGCGUGAUCGACGGCGUCGUGAAGGUCGACGGCGACGGCGGGCCCGGGAGCCGCUACACCCUCAAGUUCAGCCCCGCCGUCAGCGCAGCGCCGGUGCUCCUCAAGUGCCGGCUGGCGGCGCGCGACAACGCGGCGCGCGCGAUUACCUUCGACGAGGUGGCGGCGGAGGGCGGCGAGGUGGCGCCGGCGGCACAGCUCAAGUCGCAGGUGGUCCAGUUCAAGGUGGAGCCCGCUGGCGCCGGCGGCUGCGUGAUCAAGAUCGCCGUGGAGUCGGAGCGCCCCGACGGCACGCCGGUGUCGCUGGCGGACGACCAGGCCAAGCUGACCAAGCUCGUCGUCCACCUCAUCAAGAAGGUGGAGGGGAAAAUCGUGCCGAGCCCCCAGUGCGCCUGAUGAGCUGGCCCGAAGCUCAGAUGAUCCACCACAAGACUGCCGCGCGCCAUUAUAUAAUAAGAAUAAGAAUCGAUAGCACGGUAGUAUGAUCUAUCGAUGCAUGACCACCCCGUUUGCGUUCUGUUGUGUUUCCAGUACAUAUAAAUAUAUAUAAUAACCAAAGGAAGUGAGAUCCUUUGUUUUGUUUC